GGAAGGGGGGCAGGAGAAAAAAGCUUUUCCAAAAAAGUAUUGGCUGUCUUGAGGAAUGCGGUCGCCCCCUUGGGAAAGUACAUAUCUGGGAGCAGCAAGCGGCUCCGCGCUCGCACUCCCGCUCCUCCGCCCGACCGCGCGCUCGCCCCGCCGCUCCUGCUGCAGCCCCAGGGCCCCUCGCCGCCGCCACCAUGGACGCCAUCAAGAAGAAGAUGCAGAUGCUGAAGCUCGACAAGGAGAACGCCUUGGAUCGAGCUGAGCAGGCGGAGGCCGACAAGAAGGCGGCGGAAGACAGGAGCAAGCAGCUGGAAGAUGAGCUGGUGUCACUGCAAAAGAAACUCAAGGGCACCGAAGAUGAACUGGACAAAUACUCUGAGGCUCUCAAAGAUGCCCAGGAGAAGCUGGAGCUGGCAGAGAAAAAGGCCACCGACGCUGAAGCCGAUGUAGCUUCUCUGAACAGACGCAUCCAGCUGGUUGAGGAAGAGUUGGAUCGUGCCCAGGAGCGUCUGGCAACAGCUUUGCAGAAGCUGGAGGAAGCUGAGAAGGCAGCAGAUGAGAGUGAGAGAGGCAUGAAAGUCAUUGAGAGUCGAGCCCAAAAAGAUGAAGAAAAAAUGGAAAUUCAGGAGAUCCAACUGAAAGAGGCCAAGCACAUUGCUGAAGAUGCCGACCGCAAAUAUGAAGAGGUGGCCCGUAAGCUGGUCAUCAUUGAGAGCGACCUGGAACGUGCAGAGGAGCGGGCUGAGCUCUCAGAAGGCCAAGUCCGACAGCUGGAAGAACAAUUAAGAAUAAUGGAUCAGACCUUGAAAGCAUUAAUGGCUGCAGAGGAUAAGUACUCGCAGAAGGAAGACAGAUAUGAGGAAGAGAUCAAGGUCCUUUCCGACAAGCUGAAGGAGGCUGAGACUCGGGCUGAGUUUGCGGAGAGGUCAGUAACUAAAUUGGAGAAAAGCAUUGAUGACUUAGAAGAUAAGUUUCUUUGCUUCACUUCUCCCAAGACUCCCUCGUCGAGCUGGAUGUCCCACCUCUCUGAGCUCUGCAUUUGUCUGUUCUCCAGCUGACCCUGGUUCUCUCUCUUAGCAUCCUGCCUUAGAGCCAGGCACACACUGUGCUUUCUAUUGUACAGAAGCUCUUCGUUUCAGUGUCAAAUAAACACUGUGUAAGCUAUUUCUGUUUGCUAUUCUUUUUACUUCUUAUUUAUUGACAUUUUAGUUUCAACAUUGAAUAAAACUACAAAGCUGCUUCCCACAUAUGAGGGUUAGUGUUUGGCUGCUGCUUUUUCUUUUUAAAUUCUGAACACUAUACAGAAUUAUAUCAGGAGUUUCUAAAGCAGUAGUUCCUUGUUGAACUUCAAAAAAAUACCAAGGCCUGCAUUCCCUCUCAGAGUUCUGAUUUUCAAAGGUUAGAAUGAGGUCUGGACAUCUGGGGGGGGUUUGGGGGAAUUGUGAUGGCUCUGCUUUGCAGUCUGGGUCACACAGGGGACAUUGCUUGUUGAGAGUUGAAAGGUCUGGCUUGAUCAGUGUCUUCCUUUGCUGGACGUUUAGCUCGGGAUGUAGUGACCCCUCUGUGUUGAUUAUUUCGGUGGCCUUACUUGGGAGGACCUGGCUAACUAAUGAAAGGCUCAUGAUGAAUGGUUCUGUAGCUGUCCCAUAUUACUAGGAAGUUAUACAUUGAGAAGGGUGAAAAAGAACUUGGAUUCAAACAAUGUAAGUUUUGGUUAUUGUCGAUCAUCCUUUUAUAGCACAAAGAAAAGUUCAAGCUUUUUUGAAGUAUGUUCAUGACUCAGCCACCUUUAUUUUGAUCAUGAAAAUGACAUCUUAGGUUUUCUAAAUAUGAUUACUCUGUUUAGUUGUGAUUUGUGCUUUUUAGCACAUACUCUUUGGGAGGGAUUGUACAUAAUCUUUGUGUUCAAUGGCUGUGUUUUCAUUUGUGGACAUUUUUAAAAUAUAGCAAUGAAAGUUUCUUUUUUUUUUUUCCCAAAAAGAUAGUUGGUGGAAAUUGUUCAGAAGACAAUUGUAUUUCAUUUGGGCUUCUGUUUUCUUUCACAAACAGCAAUUAAGUGAUUUUUUAAAAAAAUACAGUGCAAAAAAUAGAACUUUAACUAAUAUGGACUUUAGUGUUAUAAUUCCCAACAUUUCUCCUUCCUCAACAGUCUAGCUAUAUAUUUCUCCUGUUUUUUUUUUUAACAUGGAUGAUCUGCAUGUUUUGUAUAUAGUUUUUUCAGCCCGAGAGGGCUGAUAUACCACCAUACUCAAAUAAAUUUGGACAAACUCAGAAGAUAGUGUCAUUCUUACUCUAAAGAGACUUCGAAGCAUAGAGGAAAUACUUUUUUUUAAAGAAAGCUGUGAAUUAAAGUAUUUUAGUCGUAGUAUGGUGGACUUUUAGAAUCUGGACAAUGUCUCUCCCUUGAGUUUAUAAAGACUUCCAUGAUUUCAUGUUUUUCUUUUCUUAAGGCUCCUUGGGCCUGCUUCUGACUUGGGCCUUCCUCAUUCUUUUUUAAAUUCAGAAUAAGAGAAGUGUACCCUUCUCUGAGUAAAUCCUGCUUCCCGAUGUAGACAAAAUGCCAAGUCUGAAAGUUCUGCUGAGCAGAUGUUCAUGUAAUUCUGGAGGCACAUCUGUGUUUUGGAAAUCCUUCCAGAGACUUUCUCACUUUCUAUAAGUACACUCUACAAGGGGAAGUGGGGCACUAAUGGACUGGGAGGGCAGGUCAGGAGUAGCCCAAGGUAUGCAUGUGCAAGAGGAAAACUUGAUAAACUCAAGUUUAUCAAGAAAUUGUUGAUUUCUUGUUCAACUGUUGAUUUGAACCAGGCUUCUGGUUCAAAGGGCCAGGCCAUAGCUACAGCUGCUCUGGUGGGCCAAACCAAAAGCAUCACUGAGUUUGGGCACUUGAAGUUUCAGACAGCUGGGAGUCUCCAUAGAACCGGAAGGGAAAACAUUUCCAAGGAUAUGAGCAUGUCUUGUCCCUGCCUUUGGGCCACCCAUGCACACCAGCUCCACAGCAGCUGAAGCAGAGCAGAUCCAGAGGAGGCUGUCGGAGGGACCACUGUCCUUCCUGCUGAAUUCAUACUGACCCUCUGGAUUCUCCAGAUUUUCUCCAAAGUUCUUCCAUUCUAGCCUGGCCAAACAUUUGGGCUCAGCAAACUGAGACAAGCUCCCCACCCAUGGUGACACUUCCUAUGUCCAUAGUGUGAAUGUAGUAAUGGGAUUUAUGUCUUGGAACCCCCAAGCAUAUGUCACGUGCAAAACACCGUGGGAAGCAGUGGGGGUGUGGUAGAGAUGGGCUGGAAAGGCUCUUUGUCCUCGAUAAGCUGGCCAUCUGGUGGGGAGGUAGAGGAGUGAAGCGAGUCCGAACUAAUAGGCAUGUGUAUUUGGAGGCAACAAGGAAGAGAGAACCAUUCUGACUGGGAGCUCCCUGGAGGAGGUAGCAGACAUUUGACUGGUGUUUGGCAUAUUCAAAAAAUGUGGAUGAGCAAAGAAGACAGAGCAGCAGAUAUUCCAAGCAAGAAAACAUAACAAGCAUAGCAUCCUCCCAUGUCCUACCAUUUAUGAGAGAAUGUUAAUGUGAGAACUGCUCAGUCUCCUGACAGACCUGGGGGCUGCAGGCACAUUUUCCCUAGGGGUAGGUCUGUUAGCUUUUCAAGAUCAUGAAGUAUUUUUAGGUCCAAGUUGUCACCAGCAUUCAAAGCCACCGUGCAUCCUCCAGCUGUUCCCAGUGCAUACCGGGCUCUUGCUUGUCAUAGCUUGGAUGUCCCCUGGAUCAUCAGAUACAGACUGACUCCUGCACUUGUUUUCCCCCGUGAGCAGAUCACGUGUCAGUGUGUAAAAUGUAUAUCACGCUGGUCUUCAUGUAGGUGUUGCAAGUUUCGUUCAUUUUAUACACAUCCAUUAGCACCACACAUGAAUGCCAUCCUCUUCAAGAAGUAAGCAGAUAGGGCUGGGCGCGGUGGCUCAUGCCUGUAAUCCCAGCACUUUGGGAGGCUGAGGCGGGCGGACCACAAGGUCAGGAGAUUGAGACCAUCCUGGCUAACACGAUGAAACCCCAUCUCUACUAAAAAAAUACAAAAAAAUUAGCCAGGCGUGGUGGCGGGCGCCUGUAGUCCCAGCUACUAGGGAGGCUGAGGCAGGAGAUUGGCAUGAACCCGGGAGGUGGAGCUUGCAGUGAGCCGAGAUCGCGCCACUGCACUCCACGCUGGGGGGCAGAGUGAGACUCAGUCUCAAAAAAAAAAAAAAGCAAGCAGAUAAAUUCUAAAUCA
Gorilla gorilla gorilla (western lowland gorilla) is the source of this 4247-nucleotide messenger RNA. It is a transcript of the gene TPM1, whose product is annotated as tropomyosin 1. The transcript has 9 exons. Bases 192 to 1055 code for a protein of 287 amino acids. Lineage: Eukaryota; Metazoa; Chordata; Mammalia; Primates; Hominidae. The record is from RefSeq and is a predicted model, not a curated record.